This is a messenger RNA of Triticum dicoccoides, 2733 nucleotides long. Its product is annotated as disease resistance protein RPM1-like. Bases 1 to 2733 code for a protein of 910 amino acids. Gene Ontology annotation, molecular function: ADP binding. The record is from RefSeq and is a predicted model, not a curated record. The transcript has a single exon. NCBI's taxonomy places the organism in Eukaryota, Viridiplantae, Streptophyta, Magnoliopsida, Poales, Poaceae. Gene Ontology annotation, biological process: defense response to other organism.
AUGGCAGAGGGCGUUGUAGCGUUGCUGAUUGCAAAGCUCGGUUUUGCCUUAGCAAAAGAGGCAGCAACCUUUGGCGCAUCGCUGCUAUGCAACGAGGCAUCUGCCAUCAGGGGCCUCUUCGGCGAGAUCCGUGAGGCCAAGGAGGAGCUGGAGAGCAUGCAUGCCUACCUCCAAGGGGCGGAGCGGUUCAAGGACACCGAUGAGACUACCCGUAUUUUUGUCAACAAGAUCAGGGGCUUCGCCUUCGAGAUUGAGGAUGUGGUCGAUGAGUUCACCUACAAGCUGGAAGACAAGCAUGGUGGAUUCACUAAGAGGAUGAAGAAGAGGGUCAAGCACAUCAAGGCAUGGCAUCGUUUGACACUCAAGCUUCAGGAUAUCAAGGGCAGGCUUCAGAGUGCAGACAGGAGAAAGGUCCGCUACAGCAUGAGAGAGAUGGAUAGAGAGGGGAGGAACGGUGGCCACUCUAGAUCUGCUGACCAUUCUCUGAAUCUUGUGAGGGGAGAGGAUCUUGUGGGCAUUGAGAAGAACAAGGACAAGCUGAUGCACUGGCUCGUGGGUGAUUUGGAGGAGCCACGAAGCAAAAUUGCAACUAUUUGGGGAAUGGGAGGUGUGGGUAAGACCACUUUGGUUCAUCAUGUGUACACGGCCGUGAAGAUGGACUUUAAUAUUUCUGUGUGGAUAAGUGUAUCAAGUAGCUACCAAGUUGAAGACUUGCUGAAAAAGAUUGCAAGUGAAUUGGGUAUCCCAAAUAGUGUUGCCAACGAAAACAGAAGCUUGGUUGAGGUAAUCCAUAAUCAUCUGGAGGGUUCAAAUUAUCUCAUAAUCCUGGAUGAUGUUUGGAAUGUGGAUGUCUGGUUUAAGAUUAGGAAUGCAUUUCCUACAGAAAGCACUGGUCGAUUUGUUAUCACCACUAGAAUUCAGGAGGUAGCAUUGCUGGCAACAAAAACCUAUACAAUCAAACUCGAACCAUUGGAAAGAGAUUACGCGUGGCAGCUAUUUUCCAAUGAAGCCUUUUGGAAAAAUGACAACAAAACAUGCCCAGAGGAACUAGAAAAUUUAGCUCAGAUGUUUCUCAAUAAAUGUGGUGGCUUGCCAAUUGCUAUUGCUUGUGUAGGCCGCUUGUUGUCAUGCCGGCAUCCAACUUACAGCCAGUGGGAAAGUCUAUACGAGGAGUUAGAGUCGCAACUCAGUAAUAAUGUGAUCCUCGAUGUCAACAUUGUUCUGAAAGUCAGCUUGGAGGACCUUCCAACUGAUUUAAAGAAUUGUUUUCUGCACUGCACAAUAUUUCCAGAGGGUCGUCUAUUCGGAAGGAAAAGGUUAAUCAGGCAUUGGAUCGCAGCUGGAUUCAUUAAAGAAGCAGGGAGCAAAUCAUUGGAGGAAGUGGCAGAGGGCUACCUUUACGAACUUGUAAACAGAAGCCUACUGCAGGUGGUCCAGCGGAAUUCAUAUGGUCGAGUUCGCAGGUGCCGAAUGCAUGACAUCAUCCGUGUUCUUGCUCUUGCUAAAUCAGAAGAGGAAUCCUUUUGUCAAUUUUACAAUGGCUCAAGGCCUUUUUAUACCAAGAAUACGCGUCGCCUGUCAAUUCAGGGUACAAGCAGGGAACAAUUGACCGUAUUGUCAAGUGCAACAAGUCUUCGCUCUCUGCAUGUUUUUGACAGCCACCUGAGAAUAGAUUUUCUAGAGGCUUUCCUCAGACCUUUCAGCUUGCUGUCAACAUUGGAUUUGCAAGGAGUUCAAAUCAAGAGACUACCCAAGAUGGUCUUCAACUUGUUUAAUCUGCGCUUUCUAGGUCUUCGAGAUACUCAUAUUGAAUAUCUCCCAAAAGAAAUAGGGAGGUUACAUAACCUGGAAGUCCUGGAUGCUUGCAAGGCGAUGCUAUCGGCACUUCCAGUGGAAGUGGCCACACUUCGGAAACUGAAAUACUUGUUUGUGAUUACUGUUCUGGCUGGAGCUUACGGGAGAUUUGUUGUUUUUGAUGGGAUCCAGGUGCCGAAGGCUAUCGGCAAUUUGACCGACUUGUUGGCCCUGCAAUAUAUCGAAGCUAACAGUGAGGUGCUGUGUCAUCUAGGAUGCUUAACCAAGUUAAGAACUUUUGGUAUCAGUAAAGUCAGGAAUGGUCAUUGUGCAGAUUUGUGUGGGGCGAUCUCGAAAAUGGUUCAUCUUGUUCAUGUAGGAAUCUUUGCACUUGAUCAAACGGAAGUCCUCCAGCUGGAGGCACUUCGCUUACCUCCAACUGUUUCAAAAGUAGAGAUAUAUGCGCAGCUAGACGAAAGAACUCUACCUCAGUUUGUCUCAUCCAGUUCAAAACUUAUUAACCUCACGGAUUUAGCGUUGUGUUGGUCCAAAUUAUAUGAAGAUUCUUUUGCAUGCCUCAUGGGUUUGCAUGGCUUAGUUAAACUUGUCCUUGGUAAGGCUUAUGAUGGAGAGGAGCUACACUUCCGUGCAACAUCGCUUCCAAAACUCAAAGCACUAGGGAUAUGGGGUGCUCCGAAUCUCAACAGAGUUGCAAUUGAACAAGGUGCGAUGAAAAACAUUGUUGACCUAAUUCUCAGAGACUGUCCAGUAUUGGACGAUCUUCCUCAUGGCAUCGAGCAUCUCAGAACCCUCGAGUACCUGGAGUUGCACAAUAUUUCUGAAGAGCUGACACGGAAGCUUCAAACAAAUGAGGAAUCAAAGGAACACGAUGAAGAUUGGAUGAAAAUUAACCAUGUGAGACGGGUUGUGGUUAUUUAG